CGCACCCUGUUUGCACCGGAAGUGUUCUGUUUUUGUGUGUUAUUGUUGUGAAUGGAGUGAGCAUGGACUCCUGUGUGGUAAAUAAUUAUACAGUAAUAGGUUGAUUUAGCCAUAUCCAUGAUGAACUUUGACGGUCUCGACCCUGGGAUGGGUGAGUAUCCAGCCGGCCUUCACGGGACCCUGGACGCGGGGAUGGAACCCUCCAUGGACCCGCACCUCAACCCCAACUUACUGCAAGGUGUGGAGCUUGAUCCAGAGGGGCUGGCCGUGACAGUCCCCGAGCCUGUGCACCUGGUGGAGGGCAUGUUUUCAGAGCUGCACAGUGCUGUUUCAGAAGUUGGCAUCCCGGUCACUGCAACACAUUUUGAUCUUCAGGAGGAAAUGCUCUGGAUGGGAAACCACAGAGGUCACGUAACCUCAUUCUUCGGACCUACGAUGGUCCGCCAUUCUUCUUUCCAAGUGAACGCAGCGGAUGACAUUCGACACAUUCAGAGUUUGGAAACCGGCGUCCUCUUCCUCUCCAAAUCUAACCUCAGAUGUCACACUCGUGGGGGCCUUAUUAUGUUUGAUUACCCGAUGGAAGAAGGUGCUGACAUGCACAGUCUUCUCAUGACAGAUAACAACACCUUGCUCAUGGGUGGAUUACAAAACUAUGUGGUUGAAGUUGAUUUAAAUACUGUUCAAGAAACUCAGAAGUUCAAUGUUGAGGUACCAGGAGUGGCAAUUAUGCGACAAACCAGCCGUUUCUUCUUCUGUGGGCACACUUCUGGCAAAGUAACCCUGCGGGAUCUGCGCAGCUUCAAGAUGGAGCAUGAGUUCGAUGCGUUCUCCGGCAGCCUCUCAGACUUCGAUGUUCAUGGAAACCUUUUGGCUGCAUGCGGGUUCUCCAGUCGAGGUCUGAAUGGGUUGGCAUGCGACCGUUUCCUCAUGGUGUAUGACCUCCGUAUGAUGCGUGCAGUGACACCCCUACAGGUGCAUGUGGACCCUCUCUUCUUGCGCUUCAUUCCCACCUACACAUCAAGGCUGGCGAUCAUCUCACAGACAGGUCAGUGCCAGUUCUGUGAGCCAACUGGACUCGCCAACGUGGCUGACAUUUUUCACGUCAACACUGUGGGUCAGCUGCUCAUGAGUUUUGAUGUAUCCUCCAGCAAACAAGCGCUGGCCUUCGGGGACUCUGGGGGAUGUGUGCACCUUUGGUCAGAUGCUCCGGAGGUUUCUUUUAAUGAUUACUCUCGGGAGACUGAUUUCCCCCUGCCUUGUCUCGUGGACACUCUUCCUCAGUUAGACUGGAACCACGACCUGCUGCCCCUCUCACUCAUCCCCAUGCCGCUGACCAGCACUGAGCAGCUGCUGUCUGAUUGGCCCUCCUCACUGGCUACACCCAGCCCCAGACGAGCUCCUCCUGUAGACCCAGAAAUCCUGCGCACAAUGAAAACUGUCGGAUUUAUUGGAUAUGCAGCAAACCCUCGUACCCGCCCACGGAACCAGGUCCCUUACAAAAUAAAAGAUGUGGAGCUUGAUUAUGAUAACUACAACCAGGUCCCUGAAUCACCGAUUGGGCGAGAUGAAGAGCCACACCUUUACAUGGUGCCCAAAAAGUACAGAAAGGUCACAAUUAAAUACUCGAAACUUGGGCUGGAGGACUUUGACUUCAAACACUACAACAGAACUUUGUUUGCUGGUCUGGAGCCUCACAUCCCCAAUGCCUACUGCAACUGUAUGAUUCAGGUUUUAUAUUUCCUGGAGCCAAUCCGCUGUCUAGUCCAGAAUCAUUUGUGCCAGAAGGAGUUUUGUUUGGCCUGUGAGCUCGGCUUCCUCUUCCACAUGUUGGAUUUGUCUCGUGGAGAUCCAUGCCAGGCCAGUAACUUCCUCCGAGCAUUUCGCACCAUCCCUGAGGCCUCAGCGUUGGGUCUGAUCCUUGCAGACUCAGAUGAGCAAACAGGGAAGGCCAGACUCGGUCGUCUAAUCCAAAGCUGGAACCGCUUCAUACUUACACAGCUCCACCAGGAGACGCAGGAGCAGGAGGGCCCACAGGCCUACAGGGGAGCCAGCAGCAGCUCUCUGGGCUCCUCUGGUGAGUCAGAAAUUGGAAAACUGUUUGGCUGUGAAGUGGAGAACAGCAGUCUGUGUCGCUGCGGCAAAGAGACAGUCCGUACCUCCCUCACGUUACUCUUCACCAUGCACUAUCCUGAACAGAGCUCCCAAGAUAAAACAAUAAAGGAAUACGACUUUGCUGAGAUCUUGAAGAAGAGCAUCUGUCUGGAGCAGAGCACUCAGGCCUGGUGUGAAAACUGUGAGAAGUAUCAGCCCACAGUCCAGACACGCAACAUUCGCUGCCUGCCUGAUGUUCUGGUCAUCAACUGUGAGGUGAACAGCGCUAAAGAGGCUGAAUUCUGGAAAGUUCAGGCAGAGUAUGCCUUUAACAAGGCCAUGCAAAAGGAGGCGAUGGAACCACCAAAACCUAAAGAACCUCCGCCCAUGCCCACAGAGUGGUGCAUAGAUGGGGAGGACUGCAACAUGGAGGGCUUCACCUUUGACACCCGAGCGGAGGAUCUGCGACACGUCUGGAUCCCUCUCACUCUAAAGAUGUCCAUCAGUAAAAGUCAAGGCCUGGAGAUCAGCAGCUGGCCUGAAGGAGAGGAGUUGAGUGCUGCUGAGGAGGCGGAGGGCGCUUCUCUUUAUGAUUUGGUCGUCACGGUGUCUCACAUCCUGGAUGCUCGCACAGGAGGAAACUUAAUAGCACACAUCAAAGUGGGAGAGACGUACCAUCAGAGAAAAGAGGGAGUUACUCAUCAGCAGUGGUACCUCUUCAAUGAUUUCUUAAUUGAGCCAAUCGACAAGCCAGAAGCUGCUCAGUUUGACCUGAGCUGGAAAGUGCCGGCCAUCCUGUACUAUGCCAAGAGAAACUAUCACACCAAAUACGACCUCCGUAUUAAAAACCCCAUAGAUGCUAGCGUGCUGCUGACUGAGGCCUCACUGGCUCGGAAGCAGAGGAAGAGUCACGCCACCUUCAUCCCCCUCAUGGUGAGCGAAAUGCCACAGGCGGGUGACCUGGUGGGGCUGGACGCUGAAUUUGUCACACUCAACCAGGAGGAGGCAGAGCUGCGCAGUGAUGGCACAAAGUCCACUAUCAAGCCCAGUCAGAUGUCUGUGGCCAGGAUCACCUGUGUGAGGGGUCAGGGCCCCAACGAGGGAGUGCCAUUCAUCGACGACUACAUCUCUACUCAGGAGCAGGUGGUCGACUAUCUGACACAAUACUCUGGCAUCAAACCAGGAGACUUGGAUGCAAAGAUUUCUUCGAAGCAUCUGACCACGCUGAAGUCGACCUAUUUGAAGCUGCGCUUUCUUAUCGACACAGGAGUUCGCUUUGUCGGCCACGGCUUACAGAAAGACUUCAGGGUUAUUAAUUUACUGGUUCUGAAAGAUCAAGUCAUUGACACCGUCUACCUUUUCCACUUGCCACGCAAGAGGAUGAUUUCUCUGAGAUUUCUUGCCUGGUACUUUCUAGAUUUAAACAUCCAGGGGGAAACCCACGACAGCAUAGAGGACGCACGCACGGCGCUGCAGCUGUACAGGAAAUACCUGGAGCUGAGUCGAGGAGGAGGGAGUGAUGAAGUGAGGAAGGUCCUGAAAGGACUCUACGAAAAAGGUCGCCAGCUGGACUGGAAAGUCCCGGAUUCAGACACAGGAGAUGGUCAAGGUAGCCCAAAAAGUGCUGCUGUGUUUCCCUCUGUGAUGGGGCUCUGAGCUGCACUGUGAUACAACUCCCACCCAGACGUAUGACUCAUCUCUGUCGGCUCAGCUAACAUUAUGUUUUUCACUAUUUCCAUUAUUUUUUAUGUGUACAGUGUUUUGAAUGUCUGUUGCGUGUACAGUCUGCUUCUGCAGCGUGACCAAACUGUUUUAAUCAUGAUUAAAUUUGUAAUGA
Cheilinus undulatus (humphead wrasse) is the source of this 3928-nucleotide messenger RNA. RefSeq names its product poly(A) specific ribonuclease subunit PAN2 (gene pan2). Gene Ontology annotation, cellular component: P-body; PAN complex. NCBI's taxonomy places the organism in Eukaryota, Metazoa, Chordata, Actinopteri, Labriformes, Labridae. Gene Ontology annotation, molecular function: protein binding; nucleic acid binding; poly(A)-specific ribonuclease activity. Bases 118 to 3747 code for a protein of 1209 amino acids. Gene Ontology annotation, biological process: nuclear-transcribed mRNA poly(A) tail shortening; mRNA processing. The record is from RefSeq and is a predicted model, not a curated record. The transcript has 26 exons.